Closterium sp. Naga37s-1 is the source of this 333-nucleotide messenger RNA. NCBI's taxonomy places the organism in Eukaryota, Viridiplantae, Streptophyta, Zygnematophyceae, Desmidiales, Closteriaceae. The record is from the annotation of a GenBank genome assembly.
AUGGGGUGCGCGGAGGGCGGGGAGGUGUACGAGAGCGGCAGAGUGGUGGGGUACGGCGAUGGGGAGAGCGACACCACCAUGAGCCACCUAGAUGAAGGGCUUGUGGCCAGGCGUGCAGCAGACCACGCUGCUUUGGAGUCUGCUGCCGCGGCUGUGCUCGCUGCUGUGGCUGCUGGCGGGGCUGCGAGGCAAGCUUUGGAGGUUUAUGACAGUCGGGUGCAUGGGCAGGAUGCGUCGAGGCAGCAGGAGGGGGAGGUGGGAGGGGAGAGGUUGGGUGGGGAGAUUGAGAUAGGAAUGAUGAGUGAGGGGAGUGAGGAGGGGCAGGCAGCAUAA